AUGGCUACCGACGUCGCACUCGACACUACAAUCGGCACUAUUGUCGUCGAACUCUACAACGACCAUGCGCCCAAGACGUGCAAGAACUUCUCGACGCUCGCGCAGCGCAACUACUUCAACGGCCUCAUAUUCCACCGUAUAAUACCAAACUUUAUGAUUCAAGGUGGCGACCCCACAGGAACGGGUCGUGGUGGCGAAUCCAUCUAUGGCGAAAAGUUCGAGGAUGAGAUAUCACCGCAGCUCAAGCAUACCGGCGCUGGGAUUCUCAGCAUGGCCAACUCGGGGCCCAACACAAACGGAUCUCAAUUCUUCAUUACCCUCGCGCCUACGCCAUGGUUGGACGGCAAGCACACCAUCUUCGGAAGGGUCAAGAGCGGCAUGCAGGUUGUGAAGAAGCUCGGCUUGGUCAAGACAGACAAGGAGGAUCGCCCGGUAGAGGAAGUCAAAAUCGUGAGGGCAUACCUGGUCGACGACAACGCUCAAGCGCUGCAACGCUACUAG
This is a messenger RNA of Exserohilum turcica Et28A, 501 nucleotides long. RefSeq lists its product as uncharacterized. Gene Ontology annotation, biological process: protein peptidyl-prolyl isomerization; protein folding. The transcript is spliced from 2 exons. Gene Ontology annotation, molecular function: peptidyl-prolyl cis-trans isomerase activity. Gene Ontology annotation, cellular component: catalytic step 2 spliceosome. Lineage: Eukaryota; Fungi; Ascomycota; Dothideomycetes; Pleosporales; Pleosporaceae. The record is from RefSeq and is a predicted model, not a curated record. Bases 1 to 501 code for a protein of 166 amino acids.